AUGGCGCCCAACGAGCUCGCCGAUGUAGCGGCUGACGCCUCGUCGGGCGGCUCCUUCACCCUGUUGAAGCAGCAGCUCGAGCUCGACUUCAGUUUUGCACCGCGCCGCGUCAAGGGCCUCACCACGCUCGACAUUCAGCCGGACAAAGCGCAUCUUCGGGAUAUUACACUGAACUGCCGGCAGCUGAGGCCGACGAGCAUCAAGAUCGAAGGAGAAAAAGCCGCCUUUAGUUACUCGAACCUGCACCAGCGCCUGACGUUAUACCCCGGGACCGGUCUCGAACAAUAUCACUACGCGAAAGAACGGAUUGCGCGACAUACACAGGGCGCAGAAGAUGAGCUGGUCAUUAUUGUGCCUGACAAGGUCAAAAUCCGGGAAGUGAAGCCCUCGGAGGCUGGCAUGACCGACGACGCGCAGGGUACCUUUUAUGCGCCGAUGAAGCUGGAGAUCGAAUACGAACUGGACGACUUUCGGGACGCGCUGCAAUUUGUCGGAGUGGAGGAUGGAGAUGCCCGGUACCCACAUGCCUACACGCGCAACUCGUCCUUUCCCGGUGCGGCGUCGUGUCUCUUUCCGUGCAUAGACGACGGCGAAACGCGCUGUCUGUUCGAUGUGUCCAUCCGCUAUCCGCGAACACUGGGAGAUGCGCUCAGCAAAUCGAAUGCGCAGGUGCAGGCGCAGGCACAGGGAGUGGAAAAGGCAGAUAGUGUCAUGCUGGAUGCGGACGAUGAUCAGGUCGACUUGUCCGAGGAAGAAAAGGCCAUGGAGAUGCAAGUUAUCUGCUCCGGUACCCUAACAGACGAUAUUCUCGAUCCCACCGACUCUUCGCGAAAGACAGCCAGCUUCUCGUGCGAUACCCUUGUCCUCCCACAGCAUAUCGGCUUCGUAAUCGGUCCCUUCGAACAUGUCGAUCUCUCGGAAUAUCGCGACACACUUGAUGACGAGCGCUUGGGAGAGAAUGCCAUCAAAGUUCACGCGUUUUGUUUGCCAGGCAAGGAGAAUGAGGUCAGGAACAGUGCCAUGAUGCUGGCCCGAGCUCUCGACACCUUCACCGAGCGCUUCCAGAGUUAUGCAUUCGGCAACUCCUACAAGCUGGCAUUCGUAGACGAUUUAGAAUGGGACACCGCGCACACGGCCUCAUUCUCUAUCUGUAGCUCUCGCCUACUCUUUCCGGAGACUGUCUGGGAGCCACUGGAGCACACGACCAGGGUCUUGGUGCAUGCAGUAGCCAGCCAGUGGAUAGGCGUUGACGUGAUUGCACACAACCCAGAAGAUCACUGGAUCAUCGUUGGUGGAUCGUGGUUCAUGGCUGAGCUCUACCUGCGAGAGCUGUUCGGUCGGAACGACUGGCGGUUCCGUCAAAAGGUGAUGGUCGACCGUGUCAUUCAGAUGGACCGCAAGCGCCCGUCGUUACAGCAGCUCGGAUACGUCUUACAACUGGAUCCUGGAGAGGUCGAGUUCAUGGAGCUGAAAUCGCUCAUGGUACUGUCUAUCCUCCACAACCGUCUGGUAAAACAGAGCGGGAAGAAUGGUGUCGACAGGUGUCUGUACCGAAUGCUUUUCAAUGCUCGUCAGGGCAAGUACGCCAACGGCGCGAUCGCUACAGAUGAUUUCCUCGAUAUCUGUGAGAAGGUUGGACAUCAGAAGCUGGAAUCGUUCUUCCAGCAAUGGAUCGUAGGAGCUGGAUGUCCUACUUUUCACUGUGUGCCUUCGUUCAACAAGAAGAAGCAGGUGGUCCAACUCACUAUCAAGCAGCUUCAGGCUGACUCAUCCAUCACGAAUAUUGACAGCGGUCUCGCCGCGGAUGACUUCAUGCGCGAAGCGAAGGAGAAGUCUCGCGACUUGCGGUCGGCGACAGGAUACCCCACUUUCGUUGGCCCGAUGACUAUUCGAAUCCACGAAGCUGACGGAACACCCUACGAACACAUCGUCGAUAUCAAUUCGAACAACGUCAAAGUAGAGAUUCCCUACAACACCAAGUACAAACGACUCAAGAGAAAUCGAUUGAACAAGGAGCGCAUGGCUGCUGCCGCGGGCCUUGAUGCUUCGGGCGAGACUCAAGAGGAUGUCACCUUUUACAUGCUGGGAGACCUUUUCACAUCUCCCCAGGAACACGAUGAAUGGCGACUAGACGAUUGGCCACCGGAAGACGAGGCUAAGCAAGAGGGGGAGGCUUACGAGUGGAUUCGAGUCGAUGCAGACUUUGAAUGGAUAUGUCGGACCAACAUCGAGGACAUGCCGUCAUACAUGUACGUCUCGCAGUUGCAGCAAGACAAGGAUGUCGUUGCACAAGCAGAGUCGAUACAGUUUCUCGCCAACAAGGAAGGUCAUAAGCUGAUCUCUACUUUCUUGGUCAAGACGCUGAUGGACAACCGAUACUUCCACGGUAUACGGACCAUGGCCGCUAAUGUUUUGGCUCAGAGUGCAUUGAAGCGAACAGAGUGGGUUGGCCUGUUCCAUCUGCAGAAGGCUUUCCGCGAGCUUUUCUGCUUACCCAACUCACCCAUGACUCGCUCCAACGACUUCUCUGAUCGUAGCAUGUAUCUGAUACAAUGCGCUAUCCCCAAAGCCAUUGCUAAGAUAAAGGGCGAAGAUGGCAGAUCACCACUAGAAGCGAAGCGCUUCUUGCUCGAUCUUGUUCGGUACAACGACAACCGCGGAAACGAUUACAGCGACGACCAUUAUAUUUCUACCUUGAUGCGCUGUCUUGCGGAGACACUCACAAAAACUACAGCCAGUGCCGACCUUAGUCACGAAGAAUGGGCUCAAGAGCAGGAUUUCACAAGCAAAGCCAUCGGAGAGCUUACCCGACACCAGAGACUUGACGAAUGGAUCCCUACCUACCAGAACGUUUACACAACCACCGCCCUUGACUGUGCGUUGAAGUUGGUCAUGAGCCGCGUCACCCCGUUCAAGCCAACCGAGUUUCUCCAGUACGCCCAGCUGGGAAAUGCAGACAACGUACGCUUAAAAGCUUGGGAGUGCUUGAUUCGGCUCGGCAUGAUCCGGAAGGAUACAGUCUUGAGAUUCCUCAUGCAUGAGAUUCGAUCCGAUCCUUCGCCGUACUUCAGAAAGCAGCUGCUACGUAUCUUUGGCAUUGCGAUUGGACAAAUCGCUACUGGAGACGUCUGGGCGCCGGAGAAGGCUGCGGACACUUCAGUAGGCACACUUAUGAUCGAGAACGAAGCCAGUAAUGCUGAGCGUGCAUCAGCUCUCGCCCGGCAGAACCUUAAUGGGGCUUUGAGAGGGUUGAAGAGCGACAUGCAAGGCAACCAAACCCUGCGUAUGGUCCUGGAAGAAGCCCUGAGGUCGAAAGUUUUGUCUACGAACGACAUGUCUGAGCUUUUGGACAUCUGCGACAUGAUCUUCGAUAACCAGAAGUCCAACAAGCUGCGUAUCAAACUGUCUAUGCCACGCUAUUGGAAGGUGGAGCACAUUGGAAAGGCAUCAGUGGUCUUCAAAAAGACCAACAAGUUCAGAUGGAGAUCGUUGACGCCUCUAAAGGAAGAGAAGAAGGAAGAUAAGGACGACAAGAAGGAAAAGGUGCCUGUUCCACCUGCCGCACUACCUACCCCACAACCCACAAGAGAUACAGCUGCUCCGGCUCCGAAAGCAGCACUGCCGAAGCUGUCGCUCAAGAUCGGAGCACCGAAGAAGCAGUCUACUGCAUCUACACCAGCAACUGCGGACUCUACACAGGCCUUACAGAGAAGCCAUUCUAUAGUGUUCUCACCCACUGUCUAUCACUCACCAUCCCCUGUACCAGUGUCCAAACCUGCAUCUCCAGCGCCAGUGCAAGCGCCAGUACCAGCACCACCGCCCCCGCCCCCUGCCGCUCCAGCCGCAACGGAUUCGCGUUCAUCGACUCCAGAAGUGCCGCUGAUGCAGCCGUCAAAGAAGAUAGCCACCCCAGCAGCGACCCCCAAGCCAGCGACUCCAGCACCAGCUCCGGUACAAGCUCCCACCGCUGCUCCUGCUCCAGUCACCAAGACUCCGGUCCCGCCACCCAAGGUCCCUACUCCAGCUCCUGCGCCUGCUCAAGCGAAGCCAACACCAGCGGUCAUCAAGGUACCAAAGCCUAUGGCUACACCGCCUGCUAUCGCAUCACCGGUCCCUCUGCCGGCGCCUAAGCUUAAGAUCAGGACCAAGACCGCUUCCGGCUCUACUGUGCCAUCAAGGCCCUCCAGCGCAGCUCCAUCACCACGUCCUAGUGCCGCUCCUUCACCUUGGCCAAGCGCAGCCCCUGCUCCGUCACGACCUGCUGCUACCAACCCUGCAUCCGUGGUCAGACCUGUAAUCAAGCAAAAGAGAAGCAAGAUCGUCAAGCUGCGAAUUCCACCCAAAAGGCUGGCAGGCUUUCUCGCUGGAGAGAACAAGAAACGUAAGAUGGUUACUGGAAACGGGGACGACGACAGGCCAUCUAAGCGACAGAGCUUCGAGCCAAGUAGUUUGUCAAACGGCAACGGCACUGCUAAGAGCGGUCUCGUCAGCGUGGAGAGGGGUGGUAGCAGUGGGCCAAGACUGCUACUCAAGAUGAAGGUAGGAAAGGCCAACUUGCCAGGCGAGAAGAAACGAUGA
Alternaria ventricosa is the source of this 4578-nucleotide messenger RNA. RefSeq lists its product as uncharacterized. Gene Ontology annotation, cellular component: transcription factor TFIID complex. Gene Ontology annotation, biological process: transcription initiation at RNA polymerase II promoter. The transcript is spliced from 2 exons. Gene Ontology annotation, molecular function: transcription cis-regulatory region binding; chromatin binding; RNA polymerase II general transcription initiation factor activity. NCBI's taxonomy places the organism in Eukaryota, Fungi, Ascomycota, Dothideomycetes, Pleosporales, Pleosporaceae. Bases 1 to 4578 code for a protein of 1525 amino acids. The record is from RefSeq and is a predicted model, not a curated record.